AUGCAUCCGUUCGACAAGCUUUCGAACGAACUUCUUCUACAAAUUUUUGAGAACUUACCUUACUCUGAUGCGGCUGUAUGCGCCCGAGUCUGCAAAAGGCUCCACAACAUCUUUUCAAGAACACAAAUCGAGGACUACACAAUUAAAGUAGACCAUCCUUCCCACCGCGCCUGGAUGCUGAUUAGACGCCUCCUGAUUAACCCCGAACUCGGUGAACGAUUUAAGAAACUCAGUUUUACAUAUCACCCUCGCCGCUGCAGCUACCCUCAAACUUGGGCAUUGCAAUGGCAUUGGACAACCGAAGAAGACGCAAAACUUAAACAGCUUUGUCAGAAUUGGGGCAUAUCUGCGGCAUAUAAAUGGAUUAGUGAUGGAAUCUACGGCAAUUCGAUCUUCCCGCUCUUGCUUUGUUACACUACCAACCUCAAAAGUCUCGACCUCGGUUAUGGAGUUGACGGGUUCGUGUGGCCGAAUCCAUUCCACUCAUUGCAUACAUCCGACAUGGUCAUCCGAGUAUGGGACGGUUGCUGCGGGAGGGAUUUCCUAUCUACAUUCAAAAGUCAACGCGAAGAUAAUUAUUUUGAUAUUUAUUACAAAGAAGACCUGGAGGGGGGUUACGACGAUUAUUGGAAACCAUGUUUAACAUUUUCUGCAACCAUGGAUCAAUGUAUUUCCAGAUUGUCCAACCUUAGGGAGUUUACAUUUUGGGGCCUUGAAUUGGGCGAUGUAUGCGAAAAUUGCCCCGAGAGGGAAAUGAUUGAGUUUGUCCUAAAGGUCCUUUUGCUCCCACACCUUAAGGUAGCAAGGGUCGGUAGGCGCUGGUGUUUCGAUGAAUGGGGAGUAAAAGCGGCCAUGUCUACGAUAGGAAAUUCGGGCCCGGGGAAAUCACGGCCCACAAAAAUGGUACCUGCAGACGGAAGGUCUGGGAUCAAACACCUUGAACUGAGAUACGAAGAACUUGAGAAGGAGGGGCUCGAGAUGUUUGCAAAAUUUACUAGAAAAUUGGAGAGUCUUGAAUUAGUGCUUGGGCGUGAUGCUACAAUGGAAGAGGGAGAAAAAGUUGCAGGUUUCUUUCUAGAGAACAAUAAGGAAACAUUGACUAGCGGCCGGGUGGUUAUUAGAAUGGGUUAUACCGACGAUUUUCCAGAUCCCUGGUACGACGAUGACAAUCUUGGACCUGCACAUUAUUUUUAUGAAGAUGAAUAG
This is a messenger RNA of Orbilia oligospora ATCC 24927, 1206 nucleotides long. RefSeq lists its product as uncharacterized. NCBI's taxonomy places the organism in Eukaryota, Fungi, Ascomycota, Orbiliomycetes, Orbiliales, Orbiliaceae. The coding region runs from base 1 to 1206 and encodes 401 amino acids. Gene Ontology annotation, molecular function: protein binding. The record is from RefSeq and is a predicted model, not a curated record. The transcript has a single exon.